Messenger RNA from Arachis ipaensis, 1237 nucleotides. RefSeq names its product caffeoylshikimate esterase. NCBI's taxonomy places the organism in Eukaryota, Viridiplantae, Streptophyta, Magnoliopsida, Fabales, Fabaceae. The record is from RefSeq and is a predicted model, not a curated record.
CAUAAUAUUUUAGGACCCCAAAACUCAAAAAUUCUCCAUGGCAGGCACUAGUGAUGAAGCAAAUAUCAUAUAUGAAGAGGAAUAUGUAUUGAAUUCUCGAGGAAUGAAGCUUUUUGCAAGCAGAUGGUUACCGGCGAAUGGGAAUCCAAAAGCGAUCAUCUUCAUGUGCCAUGGCUAUGCCAUGGAAUGCAGCAUCACUAUGAACAGCACAGGAAGAAAGCUUGCAAAAGCAGGAUAUGGAGUGUAUGGUGUGGAUUAUGAAGGGCAUGGAAAAUCAGAUGGGCGUCAGGGUCUUGUUCUUGAUUUCAAUUCUCUCAUCAAUGACUGCUCCCAUUAUUUCACCACAAUUUCUGAAAAGAAAGAAAACAAAAAGAAGAUGAGGUUCUUGUUAGGGGAAUCCAUGGGAGGAGCUGUGGCCCUGCUUUUGCACUGGAAAAAGCCAGAUUACUGGGAUGGUGCCAUUUUGGUUGCACCCAUGUGCAAGAUUGCAGAUGAUUUGAGACCAAACGCAAUGGUGGUGGGUGUAUUGAGUGCACUGAGCAGAGUGAUUCCAUCAUGGAGACUAAUCCCAACCCAAGAUAUCAUUGAUGUCGCCUUCAAGGAACCCCAUGUUAGGCAACAGAUUAGAGCUAAUGAAUACUGCUACAAAGGGAAGCCUCGGCUGAGAACUGGCUACGAACUUCUAAGAGUUAGUACAGAAAUAGAGCAAAAACUAAACGAGGUGUCACUACCAUUUCUGGUGCUGCAUGGUGAGGAGGACCAAGUAACGGACAAGGCAGUUAGCAAGCAACUGUAUGAAGUGGCUUCGAGUACAGACAAGACAAUAAAACUGUACCCUGGAAUGUGGCACGGUCUCUUGUACGGAGAGCCACCGGAGAAUUUGAACAUUGUGUUUUCCGACAUCAUCGGUUGGUUAGACCACAAAACUCAAUAUGGCAACACAAGGAUAGAGAGGGAGCUCAAACAACAACAUGAGGAUCAUCUAAAACCUUAAAUGUACAAAGCCUUUAUUUAUUAUUAGGAUUUAGGAUUCUCAAAACAAAACAUUACUGUUAGUAUAUACUGAAUUAAUUUAUAAUUUAUAAUAAUGAACUUCUCUAGUUCAACUAUAUAUCAUGCAUUAAUUAGUUUAACGCCAAACAGAGCAUAGUAGUUCUACUCGUUCGUUCAUGAUUCACCUUAUCUAAAGGCUAAGUCAAAGCAAAGAUCCAAUUAGAAGAGUAGCAAAGUUGUUUAA